ACUGCACAGAAGAGCCCGCUUUUGUUGGUGCUGAUUAGAUUGUAAACACAGCUGAAGGUAUCAUGAAAUGGCACAAGACUCGCUAACAGGCUGGAGAAGACUUCAGCAAUGACAUCACCUGCUCUCUGUGGUUCCCAGUUCAUCUCCAACAAAUGUGAUGGUCACCCACUCAGGAAGAUUUGUCUCUGUGACGGAGUGGGUUCUGCUGUGGAUCAGUGUGAGGACAGAGAGGAGGGAGUCCCUCCCUCUAAAACCACUCUGUGUGGGGAACAUGAGAGCCAGACCAAAGCUCAGAGGAACCAACCUGAACCUGAACCUGAACCUGGACCUGGACCUGAACCUGGACCUGGACCCAGCUGUGUGUCCUUACAGAGUGAUAACUCUAUGAAACGUCCCAUUGAUUUCAAAGGACAACAAGCUUCUGCUGCAGAACAAGUGGACCAGGAGAGCUCAGAGGUUCCCAGCAGUCAGACUGCCCUGCAGGACCAGAAACACCUGGACUCCAUAUUUAUGCUGCUGGAGGACAACAUCAUCACCUUUGUGAAGAACGAGCUGAAGAAGAUCCAGAAGACUCUGAGUCCAGAUUACCCAGAAUGCUUAGAGAGUCAGAGGAAGGAUGAGGACAUGUUGGCGGGUGAAGAGCAGAAGAGGAGCAGCAGAGAAGCUCUCCUGAAGAUCGUUGAUCACUUCCUGAGGUGGAUGAAGGAGGAGGACCUGGCUGACCUUCUGCACAGAAGAACUCCAGCUACAUGCCAGCAAAAACUCAAGUCUGCUCUGAAGAAGAAGUUCCAGUGUGUGUUUGAGGGUGUUCCUAAAGCAGGAAACCCAACCCUUCUGAAUCAGAUCUACACAGAGCUCUACAUCACAGAGGGAGGGGCUGCAGAGGUCAAUGAUGAACAUGAGGUCAGACAGAUUGAAACAGCAUCCAGGAAACCAGACAGACCAGAAACAACAAUCAGACAAGAAGACAUCUUUAAAGGCUCACCUGGAAGAGAUGAACCAAUCAGAACAGUGCUGACAAAGGGAGUGGCUGGCAUUGGGAAAACUGUCUUAACACAGAAGUUCACUCUGGACUGGGCUGAAGACAAAGCCAACCAGGACAUCCAGUUCAUGUUUCCAUUGACUUUCAGAGAGCUGAAUGUGCUGAAAGAGAAAAAGUUCAGCUUGGUGGAACUUGUUCAUCACUUCUUUACUGAAACCAAAGAAGCAGGAAUCUGCAGCUUUGAAGACUUCCAGGUUGUGUUCAUCUUUGAUGGUCUGGAUGAGUGUCGACUUCCUCUGGACUUCCACAACACUGAGAUCCUGACUGAUGUUACAGAGUCCACCUCAGUGGAUGUGCUGCUGACAAACCUCAUCAGGGGAAACCUGCUUCCCUCUGCUCGUCUCUGGAUAACCACACGACCUGCAGCAGCCAAUCAGAUCCCUGCUCAGUGUAUUGGCAUGGUGACAGAGGUCAGAGGGUUCUCUGACCCACAGAAGGAGGAGUACUUCAGCAAGAGAUCCAAGAAUAAGGAGCAGGCCAGCAGGAUCAUCUCCCACAUCAAGACAUCACGAAGCCUCCACAUCAUGUGCCACAUCCCAGUCUUCUGCUGGAUCACUGCUACAGUUCUGGAGGAUGUGCUGAAAACCAGAAAGAGAGGAGAGCUGCCCAAGACCCUGACUGAGAUGUACAUCCACUUCCUGGUGGUUCAGGCCAAAGUGAAGAAGGUCAAGUAUGAUGGAGGAGCUGAGACAGAUCCACACUGGAGUCCAGAGAGCAGGAAGAUGAUUGAGUCUCUGGGAAAACUGGCUUUUGAUCAGCUGCAGAAAGGAAACCUGAUCUUCUAUGAAUCAGACCUGACAGAGUGUGGCAUCGAUAUCAGAGCAGCCUCAGUGUACUCAGGAGUGUUCACACAGAUCUUUAAAGAGGAGAGAGGGCUGUACCAGGACAAGGUGUUCUGCUUCAUCCAUCUGAGUGUUCAGGAGUUUCUGGCUGCUCUUCAUGUCCAUCUGACCUUCAUCAACUCUGGAGUCAAUCUGCUGGAAGAACAACAAACAACCUCCCAGACAGAGAAACACCUCUACCAGAGUGCUGUGAACAAGGCCUUACAGAGUCCAAAUGGACACCUGGACUUGUUCCUCCGCUUCCUCCUGGGUCUUUCAAUACAGACCAAUCAGAGUCUCCUACGAGAACUGCUGACACAGACAGGAAGUAGUUCAGUGGCCAAUCAGGAAACAGUCCAGUACAUCAAGAAGAAGAUCAAUGAGAAUCUGUCUGCAGAGAAAAGCAUCAACCUCUUCCACUGUCUGAAUGAACUGAAUGAUCGUUCUCUAGUGGAGGAGAUCCAACAGUCCCUGAGAUCAGGAAGUCUCUCCACAGAUAAACUGUCUCCUGCUCAGUGGUCAGCUCUGGUCUUCAUCUUACUGUCAUCAGAAGAAGAUCUGGAUGUGUUUGACCUGAAGAAAUACUCUGCUUCAGAGGAGGCUCUGCUGAGGCUGCUGCCAGUGGUUAAAGCUUCCAACAAAGCUUUACUGAGUGGCUGCAACCUCUCAGAGAGAAGCUGUGAAGCUUUGUCCUCAGUUCUCAGCUCCCAGUCCUCACAUCUGAGAGAGCUGGACCUGAGUAACAAUGACCUGAAUGUUUGGGGAGCGAAGAAGCUUUCUGCUGGGCUGGAGAGUCCACAUUGUAAACUGGAAACUCUCAGUCUGUCCGGCUGUCUGAUCACAGAGGACGGCUGUGUUUCUCUGGCCUCAGCUCUUCACUCAAACCCAUCGUCCCGUCUGCGAGAGCUGGACCUGAGCUACAACCACACAGGAAAGUCAGGGCUGAAGCUGUUGGCUGAGCUCGAGGAUCCCCUCUGGAGCCUGGAGACUCUCAGGUUGGAACCUUUUGGAGUCCAGUGGUUGAUGCCAGGCUUGAGGAAGUAUUCCUGUCAACUCACAGUCGACACAAACACAGUGAACACAAACCUCCAGCUGUCUGACGACAACAGGAAGGUGACGCACCUGAAGGAGGUUCAGUCGUAUCCUGAUCAUGCAGACAGAUUUGAGCGUCCUCAGCUGCUGUGCUCUGAUGGUCUGACUGGUCGCUGUUACUGGGAGGUCGAGUGGAGAGGAAGGGUCGAUGUCGCCGUGAGUUACAGAGGAAUCAGAAGGAGAGGAGACAGAAACGACUCCUGGCUCGGGAGGAAUGAUCAUUCCUGGUGUCUGGGCUGCUUUCCUGAUGGUUACUCUUUGUGCCACAACAACAGUGUAACAUUCAUUCGGCUGCCCUCCUCCUCCUCCUCCUCCUCCUCCUCUAACAGAGUAGCAGUGUAUCUGGACUCUGCUGCUGGGACCCUGUCCUUCUACAGAGUCUCCUCUGACACCUUUAGUCACAUCCACACCUUCAACACCACAUUCACUGAACCUCUUUAUCCUGGGUUUGGGUUCCAGAGUGACACCUCGCUGACUCUGUGUGACACAGAGAAGCUCUGAGAGGGCUAAAAUGAUCCAAACUGACCUCAGCUGUGAGCUGCAACAGUCUGUGUUUUACUUCCUGCAGUCAAAGCGUUGUUGCUCUAAAGUCCUCCUGCUUAAUCUUCAGCUGUGGGACUAAAUGAGUGUAUGUGGACUGUCCUGUGAGCACGCUGUGCUUCUACAGAGUCUCCUCUGACACCUUCAUCCUCAUUCAGGCCUUCAGCAUCAGUCACUGAACCUCUUCAUCAGAUUUGAGACCCAUUUAAAGUUUCCAUUAAGGUUGGUUUAAACCAGGCCAAAGCUAUAGGGCCCCAGUCUUUGCUGUUUGUUGUAACUCUUUGUGCCAGUUCAGAAAAAAUUUAUUGCAGUUUAUUCAACAAUUUUGUAGAAAUCAUACAACAAAGCUCUGAAAAAAUCCAAUCGAGCCGCUCCGGGUUUCCAAAAUAAAAUAUUCCAGAAGUGUUAGGAUGAGAGUGAGGAAGAGGAAAUGAUGUCACCACCAAGAGGCUCAUUUUUGUCUUAAAGACAAGAUGAUAUGUUACAAAUUAUGAAGGUUAAUCACUGUAGCUGAAUCUCAGGUGCAAUGUUUUUGUUUUAUUUAAGCACAUGUAGAGUUUUUGUUAUAGAUGUUAUUAAAUCGAUUCAUGUUAUUUUAUUUAUUCAGUUAAUUGUUCAAACUGAUUAAUUCCGGUAUGUAACGAGCCUGCUCUGCUAUGAACACCAGGGGGCAGUGUUCGCACACAUGUAA
This is a messenger RNA of Archocentrus centrarchus (flier cichlid), 4186 nucleotides long. Its product is annotated as NLR family CARD domain-containing protein 3-like. The coding region runs from base 109 to 3456 and encodes 1115 amino acids. Lineage: Eukaryota; Metazoa; Chordata; Actinopteri; Cichliformes; Cichlidae. The record is from RefSeq and is a predicted model, not a curated record. The transcript is spliced from 10 exons. Gene Ontology annotation, molecular function: protein binding.